Molecule: messenger RNA, 924 nt
Organism: Colletotrichum spaethianum
Lineage: Eukaryota; Fungi; Ascomycota; Sordariomycetes; Glomerellales; Glomerellaceae
Exons: 2
Coding region: 1-924 (307 amino acids)
Source: RefSeq, a predicted model, not a curated record
AUGUCUUCGGCUAACAGAAAGGAGCAACGGGUCUCUUUUCAGACCAUCCCGACUUCCAAGAGCCACCGUCACCAGACGAGCGACUCGGGCGUUGGGUCCGACUUCAGCUCGAGCCCCACGGCCCAGGAGUACUUCGACCUGGAGAAGAACCACAUCAAGCUCAAGGAGGAGCACCUGGCAACCAGGAACAAGCUCAAGGACGCCGAGGCCCAGCUCCACGAGGCCCACGCCCGCUUGAAAGCCAUGCAGAACACCAUCGAUGUCCUGGAGAACGACAACAAGGCUCUGGAUCGCGAGAAGCGCAACUUGCGCACAGAGGUUGAGGCCCUUCACACGCUCCAGCCCGCCUCGGGAGUCGGCCAAGAUGUCGGGGCCCUCCCGGCCCAUCCCCCUUCUCCCAAGGAGCCCAAGGAGUCGAAGCACUCGCGCCGCAGCGAAUCCAAGCAUCACCGCGGCGAGUCCAAGCACCACCGCAGCGAGAGCAAGCCGCGCAAGACCACCGAAGACAAGGAGCUCGAGAAGCGCGUCAAGCAGGACAAGGAGCGCCUCCGGGGCCGCUUCGACCACAAGGACGACAAGAGCGUCGCUUCCAGCAGCAGCUCGGGCCGGAGCAAACAGAGCGGCAGCUACAUUGAACCCUUGGGUCCUGCUGCCUCCCGCCCCGCCGUGGAGCCGGCGGGCCGUCCCCGUCACGCACGCACCGAGUCAACCUCGUACCACGACUCCAUCAGGCCGGCCGUCUACACCACCGUCACCGAACCCGCUUACAGCACUCUGCCACGCAGCCCAGCAUACCCGGAGUACGACAAUGAUUACUACCCUGAUACUACUUCGCAAUACGUUCAAGAGGACGGAAGUUAUCGCUUCCACCCUCUGCCGAGUCCUCUGCCGGCCGAUCCUCCCCGCGGGAGGUCGUACCGGUAA